Geodia barretti is the source of this 1035-nucleotide messenger RNA. Lineage: Eukaryota; Metazoa; Porifera; Demospongiae; Tetractinellida; Geodiidae. The record is from the annotation of a GenBank genome assembly.
AUGCGCUUCGGUUCCUUCGUCUUUCCCGUCAGCCACCAACCCGAGAACGACUCGGCCGUCAUCGACAGCACCCUCGACGAGAUCGUGCUCGCCGAGCAGAUCGGCAUGCACUCGGUUUGGCUAACCGAGCACCAUUUCGACGGCGCGGCCGCUCACGCGGACCCGCUGGUGCUGGCCGCCGCCGUGGCCUCCCGGACCGCCCACCUCAAGAUCGGUUUUGCCGUCAUCGAACUGGCUUUCCAUCAUCCCGUGCGCCUGGCAGUACAGACCUCCCUGCUGGACAACUUGAGCCACGGCAGACUCAUCGUCGGCACCGGCCGCGGGUCCGCCUACAACCACUACGAGUACAUCGGGUUCGGCAUCACCAUGGAGGACGGACUGGCGCGCCUGGACGAAGCCGAGGAUCUGCUGGUCAAGGCGUGGACCGGCGAACCAUUGCAGCACGAAGGCGAGCACUGGGACCUGGAGUUCCCGCUGCUGAGACCGCGCCCAUUUCAGCAACCCCAUCCGCCGCUGAUCCGCGCCUGCAUCAGCGAGGCAUCGGCGGUGAGGAUGGCCGAAAUCGGACGCCCGGUGAUGAUCGGCAUCCAGACCCUGCCGACGCUGCAGGCGCGCCUGGAACGUUACCGCGCCACCAUGCUCGAUUCGGGUUUCACCGAGGAACAGACCGAAGCCACCCUGGACCAGUGUUGGGCGUCCCGCGACCUCUUCAUCGCCGACAGUUACGACGAGGCCCACGAGAUCGCGGCCGCAGGUUUCGAGCGCGAGCGCACCCACUUCCGCCGCGCCCGCGAACUUUACAACCCCGGGGGGUUCCCUCCUCCCGAUCCCAACCGUCCCAUCCCCGCCGGAGAGAGCCUGGAGCAUUCCUUCAUCAUGGGCACACCGUCCCAGGUGGCGGAGCAGGUGGCGGCCAUGCGGGACAUCGGCAUACGCAACCUGAUGCUCAAGCUCAACGUCGGCGAGAUGGACACCCACAAGGUGCAGAAAUCCAUGCGGAUGCUCGGCGAGAAGGUGAUGCCCCACUUCGCCUAG